AUGGCGCUCGUCCCUUAUGGCGGAGGCGCGGGCGGAUCGGCGUCGAUGGCGAUGCCGAUGCUCACGGUGGACAACUACACCGUCUGGGCGAUCAAGGCGCAGGCCAUCUUCGACGUGCACACCGUGUGGGAGGCGGUGGAGCCGGGCGAUGCAGCAGUGAACGCGCGUAAGGACAAGAUGGCGCGCGCGUUGCUGCUCAGAGCGCUACCGGAGGACGUGUUGCUGCAGGUGUCGAUGAAGCUCACCGCCAGGGAGGUAUGGGACUCCUUGAAGGUGAGGUUCGUCGGUGCCGAUCGGGUCCGCGCGGCGAGGCUGGCGACGCUGCGCGGCGAAUUCGACCGCCUGAAGAUGGCGGACGGCGAGGAGCUCGACGUGUACGGCGGGAGGCUCGCGGCGAUGGCGGCGAGGUACGCCAACCUCGGGGAGACGCUGGGCGACGCGGCGCUCGUCAAGAAGCUGCUGGAUAUGGUGCCGGAUCGGCUCUUUCCCGUCGUCGCCGGCAUCGAGCAGUUCCACGACGUGACCAUGAUGGCGUUCGACGAGGCGCUUGGGCGGCUGCGCGCGUUCGACGAGCGGGUUCGGCGCCGUGGACAAGACGGCGGCGAGCGCGGGGGUGAGCAGCUCCUCAUGACGGCGGCACAGUGGGCAGCGCGCGAGCGUCGACACGGCGGUGCUCGGGACGACGACGACAACAAGAUCGAGCAGCGGCGAGAACCGGCGCGGGCGCUGCUACAAGUGUGGCGAGCGCGGCCACUUCAAGAGGGACUGCCCCAAGCUGAGGAAGGCGCCAGCGGCGGAGCAGGCGCUGCUGGCGCAGGAGCUGAGGAGCGCGGGGCGUGGCGCAGUGGGCGUCAGGGCUGGGCGAAAGCAGCGGAAGAGCAGCGGCUCGCGCCGAGUCUCCAGGAGAUCGUGUACACGCGCGUGGAGCUCGGCGGGCGGGCGUUGCGUGGGCGCUAG
Aegilops tauschii subsp. strangulata is the source of this 957-nucleotide messenger RNA. Lineage: Eukaryota; Viridiplantae; Streptophyta; Magnoliopsida; Poales; Poaceae. The record is from RefSeq and is a predicted model, not a curated record.